Messenger RNA from Erpetoichthys calabaricus (reedfish), 1949 nucleotides. It is a transcript of the gene pgrmc2, whose product is annotated as progesterone receptor membrane component 2. The transcript has 3 exons. The coding region runs from base 35 to 628 and encodes 197 amino acids. Gene Ontology annotation, cellular component: membrane; endomembrane system. The record is from RefSeq and is a predicted model, not a curated record. Lineage: Eukaryota; Metazoa; Chordata; Cladistia; Polypteriformes; Polypteridae.
UGCUGGGCGGACCCAGUGAACCUUAGUGUGCAGUAUGGCGGACGAUGGAGACGGAAAGAGUGGAGUAGUAGAGAGCAGUAGCGGAUCUGUGGUUUCAGAAAAUGCGGAGCUCGAUGUUGCUGGGAUGCUGCUUAACGUGAUCGUCUUUCUGGGAGUGCUGGUCCUCUGUUAUGUGAUUUACCGUAGUUGGCGCCGACGAGCUGGCUUGGACUCUGCCCAGGACAAGGAGGCCGCGUCGCUGCCAAAGAUGAAGAGACGUGAUUUCACGCUGGAACAGCUGCGGGAAUACGACGGAAUCCAGAACCCCCGCAUCCUGAUAGCAGUAAACACUAAGGUCUUCGACGUGACUCCCGGCAAGAAGUUUUACGGGCACGAUGGCCCUUAUGGCAUUUUUGCAGGAAGAGAUGCAUCAAGGGGUUUAGCAACCUUUUGCCUGGAUAAAGAUGCACUACGAGAUGAAUAUGAUGAUUUGUCUGAUUUAAAUGCUGUACAGAUGGAGAGUGUGAGAGAAUGGGAGAUGCAGUUUAAAGAAAAGUACGAUUAUGUGGGACGGCUUCUGAAGCCUGGAGAUGAGCCAUCAGAAUAUACGGAUGAAGAGGACAUAAAGGAUCACAUCAAACAUGACUGAACUCUUUGCUGAACCAAAGCCAAGGCCUUAGAGUGCUGUUGCCCCUUUUGUCCCUCCUCUUUCACAGAACAAUAUUCAGCUUGAGUUUCAACUUGCCGACAGAGGAUAUUAAAACCUACUGUUCUGUUCUGUGUAAAGGAAAAGUUUAUCCUUCUGAGGGAUUUUAAUGAUCCAGCAUCAAAUUCUUGCUGCCAACAUUUUUUUUAUUAUUAUUUCAAUUGUCAUUGUUUAUUGUUGAGUAACUCUUCAUGUUUUGUUAAAAUUUGUGGGAGUGACAGGGGCAGGAGAAGGGCUGGGGGCUUGAUAAGAACAACGUGGAUUUGUUUUCUCCGCUGAUCAGCUUUUGCUAUUGUAUUAAAAGCUUCUGAAGCAUGUCGAUUGUGACACAAAAAGCUUUAGGGGCCUUUUUAAAGUUAUUUCUCUGUUAUGCCUACAUUUAUUUUUCAAACCGGUUCAUGCCAUUGUUCUGUUUUAAAUGUGUUGGUAGUUUUGCAUGUAGAGGGUUCACUUCCAUGCCAUCAGAAUGUACGUUUUGAGUUUAGUGUCUUUUAUUUUUGUUUUUUUCCUUGCACCACUAAACUGCAUCAAAUCUCAGAUUGAAAAGGGAAGGUCUCUUGUUGGCUUCAUUUUUAGAGGGUUUGUUUGUUUUUUUUUUUUCACCUACCAUGUUUACAUGCUACAAAAAUCAGCUGUACGUCCGUAUUUCCCAGAAUGAUCAGAUAUUAAUUGUGCCUUAUUUCAGUUGUUUUUUCUAUUUAAAAUGAAACUUGAACUGUUCAGAGGAAAAAGAAGCAAUGCCCCAGUGAUGUGUCUUCUGCUGAAGAGGAACCACUUCCAGUUCUUAAUCUGACAGCAGACAUGCUCUUGUUCAGAUAGAAAUGCUACUGGACUGGAAAGGAAUUCUUUCGUCAAUCUUUGUAUAUAAACUUUGCAAAUUCUAUUCAGUGUUACUGAUGUUCAUGUAGUUAAUACAUUUCACAUCCUACUGUAUGUGUUGUAAAGGCCAAAUGCCCCCAUUGCUUCAUUUUUUUAAAUUUUAUUUCUGUUGAACCUUGCUGUCUUUUCUUACAUGAGGGAGAGCGACAGACAAGGGGAGGGGCGAGGGAUGAUCCAGUUGUCCCACCGGAACUUGGGGUGGUUAGGUGAACUGUGGGAAGUUGAGCUGCCAGUCCUGUAAAUAUAUGUGCAUACCAUUUUAUGAAAGCAUGUAUAGCAGAGUAAACUGAGCUCCAGUUUGGUGCUUUGUAUAGCUGUGUAGAAGGUGCAACAGAAAAGAGACAAGACAUGUUCAAGCAGAAUAAACAAUUUGGUUAUUAAAGAA